CCCGAGACCCGAGUCGAUAAUCAUAUCAACUUGAGUCAUGGCAAAGAAGUCGGGGACUAGCAAAGCAGCGGCCAAGGCGGCCAAGAAGGAGAGGGCGGCUCAAAAAACCGCAAAAAAGGAGAAGAAGAAAGUAUCCAAGGCGAGCAAACCGGAGGAUCAAGAUGAUGAAGAUCUCGACAGCAUCCUCGACAAGAUAAGACGCGAGUGGGAAGAGGCCCAUACAGUGACCGAGGAAGUGGUGGAAGGACCCCCAAGCAAGCGUGCAAACGCAACCUUGACUGCGUGUCCCAAUGGAAAUCACCUGUGGUCCAUAGGCGGCGAGUUCUUCAGCGAGGAUGGAAAGGCGUAUUUCUACAACGACGUUUUCCGCUACUCUCCAGAAAAGUUGGAGGCGGAAAGCUAUUCCUCUUCGGUAUGUUAUGCGCCACUCUCUAUGUACAUGGUUGAGUCUGUUGACCCCAUGAAUCGACAAUACUACACGAAGGUGGCGAGUUCUCGUCACUCCUAUCAGAACAGUUUCCAUCAUUAUCGCGAUUUUUGGGUUUUCGACAUUCCAAGUCAUUCUUGGGAUCGGAUUGAGACCAAAAUCCGUCCCAGCGCUCGGUCCGGCCAUCGAAUGGCAAUGUGGAAGCACUAUAUCGUUCUUUUCGGAGGUUUCUAUGACCCAGGGUAUCGCACUCAGUAUUUAAAUGACACUUGGAUCUUUGACACUCAAGAAUACAAGUGGAAGCAGAUUGAAUUCAAGGAAUCAGACCGCAAGCCUCCGCCUCGUAGUGGCUUUUCCUUCCUCCCAACCUCAGACGGUGUCGUUCUUUAUGGGGGAUAUUGCAAGGAAUAUGUCAAAGGGAAACGUCCCCUGGGGGUAAUAUUGGACGACACGUGGUUGCUGCGAAUUACGCUUGAUCCUGCCACUGCAGUCCCUACGUUCAAGUGGGAGAAGCGUCGUGUACCAAGCUCUGCCCAUGUACCAUCACCACGUGCUGGAGCGACCAUGGCACUUUGGAGUGGACGGGGAAUGGGUGUAAUGUUUGGUGGCGUGACCGACGUUGAGCGCGAUGAAGAAGGCAUGGAGAGCGUGUUCUGGGCAGACCUGUAUGGACACCAUCUCGAGAACAGCAGCGGCCGAAAAAAGACAGGUUCCGGGAAGAAGAAGCAAGUUCGUCCUGUGAUUACCAAUACAGCUGAUCCCGAAGAUUCUGAAAAUGAAGACGACGAGACUAUUUGUCCUGAACAGGACGUUGACGAUCCUAACCUAACUAAGCCAAUUGCAAGGUACAAUGCUAUGUUAGCGGUGUUGAGAAAUACGUUGUACAUAUAUGGCGGUAUCUUGGAGCAUGGGUCCCGGGAGUAUACACUCGAUGACUUCUACACUAUUCAACUUGACAAACUCGACAAAUAUUCUUGCCUGCGUUCAAUGAGUACUGUUAUCCCAGAGAAUGUAGAGAGCAGUAGCGAGGACGAAAGUGGUAGUGACACUGACAGCCAUAACGAGGAUGGUAGCGACACAGACGAAGACGAUGAUGAAACCGAACCAGACAUAAAAAAUCGUAAGGGGAAGGCAAAGAAGAGUCAGAACCAGGGAGUCGAUGUUGAAGAAGACCCGGCUCAAAGCGGCGAAGAUGAGCCCGUCGUAGCCGCAGUCACUGAUCUUCGCGCUCAAGCAUCUGCAUUUAUGAGCGCAUCAGCACAGAGUGCGGAACGUUCCCCGGAGGAUAUAGUCAGCACCCCAGCUCCGGGAGAAACACUUGCUAUGUUCUAUGCACGUUCUCGGGAAUACUGGGCACAAAAGGCAUACGCUGGAGGCGCAAUGGACAGCCGUAGAAAGCAACUCCGCCGCGAUGGGUUUGGAUUAGCCGAAGAACGCUACGCCGAGUAUAAGCCAAUCCUGGAGGAAGCAGGACUCGAUGAGAAGGAGAUGAGGGAGGUCGGCCGCGAUGCAGGCGGGGGACAAAGUUGUGGGCAGAGUAGAAAUCGUCGAUAAGUGAACACUAUUUAAUUGUGAUCGCAUCAGCAAAUCACUUUUGCGGUCCAGGGCUCUCCAGUCCUGGAGACUCCCUACUGGCUUCCAGUGCACAAUGUGAUUUACUGAUGCGUGGCAGGUGUUAUAUCACGACCAGCAAUGGACGAGAUCAAUGGCUAUGUUGGAAUGGGGGCAGCUGCAGAGAGCAGGGGUGUCGAGUCACGUGAUUAUAUGUACGCGAACAUACCCUUCAGUGAUCUGGCCU
Molecule: messenger RNA, 2225 nt
Organism: Pisolithus orientalis
Lineage: Eukaryota; Fungi; Basidiomycota; Agaricomycetes; Boletales; Pisolithaceae
Exons: 15
Coding region: 38-1981 (647 amino acids)
Molecular function (GO): protein binding
Source: RefSeq, a predicted model, not a curated record